CCCCGAGAAAACCGCCAUCAUGAAACUAGAAGCGCGGAGCUGUCAGUUGAUACGAAGCCCGCUGCUCCAGAACCAGGGAAGGACAGACUGAUAUGAGUGAAGUGGCGGAGGAAGCGAUGGACAGCUCUGCAGCCUCCGAGGAGGAGGAGGAGCAGGAGGAGGAGCAGGCCAGUCCAAACAAAAGCACCUCAAAGAUCUCUGCUGCCGGUGACAUCAUCGAGGGCAAGAGGGCGAAGAAGACGGUCGAGAGGCUCGACCUUCAGGCCCCGAAGCAGAAGGAGAAGCUCAAGAUCGGAGACGGCAGCGGAGACAAAUUGGGAGACAUCCCGCGCACCGGCCACCACAUCACCAAGAUGAAGCAGGCCGACCUGAAACCUCUGCACGCCAUCCUGUUCGACAGGCCGGGAAAGAUGGCCACGCUGAAGAAGAACCUGAGGCUCUUUAACGGCUUUCCUUUCGACAGCGACAGCGAGCAGUUCCUCAAGAAACGGGAGAAGCUUCUCAAGAACUCUAACUUCACCAACGCCAAGCUGAAGGCGGUGUGCGGCGUGCUGGACCUGGAGAAGAAAGGAACGCACUCGGACCUGGUGGACCGGAUCCUGACCUUCCUCAUCGCGCCGAAGAACAGCGGCAAGCGUCUCCUCGUGAAGAAGAAGAGGAAGUCCAAGAAGAAUCUGUUGGGCGACGACUCAACGUCCAAACCCAAGAAGAAGAGCCAACCCAAACCCAGCUCCUCCUCCUCCAGCCCCAAGAAGGCCAGGACGGGGAGCAAGUCCAAAGCCAUCGUCAUGGAAACCAGCAGCGAUGACGAUGAGGACGCGAAAGAGGGGGUGGACGCUGAGGACAAACUAUCGGAGGAGGAGGAGGAGGAGAAGGAGGAGGAGGUGGAGGUGGAGAAGGAGAAGGAGAAGGAGUCAGACAACGAGGAGGAGGAGGAGGAGGACAAGGAGGAGAAGACGUUGGUUUCGGCGCCACUGAAGCGGUCGAGGACACCAACGAAGAAGAUGGGUCCCCCUAAAAAGAAAGCGAAGAAGGCGGCGUUGGACGAGUCGCAGUCUGACGAGAAGCCCAAAAAGAAGAAAGCAGCGGCGUCCAAACCUGCCGCCAAAAGCAAGAAGGCCGACAGCAGCAGCGACCGGAGGGACGCAGACGACUCGGACGACGAGCCCCUCAUCAGGAGGACCAAGAAGCCCCCCAGUGAGGAGAAGCUGAAGGAGACGGUGCGGCGCCUCCUGGAGGAGGCGAACCUGGAGGAGGUGACCAUGAAGCAGAUCUGUCAGAAGGUGUUUGACACGUAUCCAGAACACGACCUGAGCGGCAAGAAGGAUUACAUCAAAGAGACGGUGAAAUCACUCAUCACAUGAAGAUUUGAAGAACAAAGUUCAACAACUUUCUUGUUUGGUUUCAGAUCUCAUUUUUAUCGUGUUUAGAUUUUUCAGAUUUGUCAUCAAACAAAUUGAAUGUUUUCAGUAAUUUUUCUUUCUGUUUUGACUUGCAUUUGUAAAUA
Molecule: messenger RNA, 1507 nt
Organism: Pungitius pungitius (ninespine stickleback)
Lineage: Eukaryota; Metazoa; Chordata; Actinopteri; Perciformes; Gasterosteidae
Gene: dek
Product: DEK proto-oncogene
Exons: 12
Coding region: 93-1364 (423 amino acids)
Biological process (GO): chromatin organization; regulation of double-strand break repair
Cellular component (GO): nucleus
Molecular function (GO): DNA binding; histone binding
Source: RefSeq, a predicted model, not a curated record